CCCAACUUGUUUUUGUAUUUUUCAGGAAUCGUGCCUUUAUGAAUAUAAGAUCUAUGCAACUUUUUCAGAUUAUAGUCCAGAGUUGUAUGUGGACAUGUACAUGGACCUGGAGUAUAGGAAGCAAUGGGAUAGUUACGUGAAAGAACUUUAUGAACAAGAUUGUGACGGGCAGAAAGUGAUUUACUGGGAAGUUAAAUACCCGUUUCUUUUAUCCAACCGUGAUUACAUUUAUGUUCGUGAGCGUCAUGACUUGGAUAUCGAUGGACGAAAGAUUUGGGUGAUUGUGGCAAGAUGUGUGCCGGGAUUACCAGCGAAAUCCGGCAUCAUUAGAGUGGAGGACUAUCAUCAAACUGUAGCUCUGGAGAGUGAUGGUGAACAAGGCACCAAAGUAUUUAUGCAUUACUUCGAUAACCCUGGGGGUAUGAUCCCAACUUUCCUUGUUAACUGGGCAGCAAAGACUGGAGUGCCUUCCUUUCUGAAAGACAUGCAGAAAGCUUGUGCUAACUACUCUGAAUACUGCAAGAAAUCUGGGAAAUAAUCACCAUGUUGCUGAUUCAGAAUUGGCAUCCUGAGAUGAGACAACUUGUCCCAACUUACUUUUGUUUCUUCUUUUCUACAGUACUUGAUUAUGACUGGAUUGCUCUAUUUUGGGGCAGUGGCAAAUCAUCUCAUCAAUAACACUGUCUAUACUCACCUGCACUGUAAUUGCUCCAUGCUGCUAGCAUCCCUAUCUAACCAGUUCUUGCUGCCACCAUUAUUGAGUGAAUGAUGGUGAAUAUUAUAAAAUGGCCAACCUGUUAACACGGAGAAACUGAAAGUACAAAAGUUCUGCAGCCUCAAUAUUACUCAUGCAAUGGUCUAAAUAGGGAGGAAUGGGAAUAAAUGGCAGACAUGGACUAUGUCCUUGAAUGGAGCAGGGAGAAGAUUGUCAUGUUGCCUUUAAUCUCAUUUGGAAUUUUCCUCCCUGUCUCUCUGUUUGAACAUGUUUGCCAUUGGCUAAGCCUGGGAGGCAGCUAUCCAGCUGCCCUCUUGGUUAGGCUGAGCAUUGUAGGGAGAUCUUAAAUGAAGGGCAUGAAAUAUUAAUGAACUGUGAAUCGUGCUAAACUCAGAGAACUUUUUAUUUUUCCAUAAGUUGUAAUAACAUGCAUCGUAAUACUUGUGCCUUCAGCAACAAUUGUUUCUGACUUCUAUUAAGCCCUUGUCACCUGGAGCAGCGGAGAGUAUGAAGGAGUGGGGCCUUGGCUUCUUAGUGCCGAAGUACAGCAUCUCACUUCAUGAAUGAAUAUGGGGAAAUGCAGCAUUGUCUUAAAUAAAUCUGGAUGGAUUAUUGCACA
Messenger RNA from Carcharodon carcharias (great white shark), 1334 nucleotides. Its product is annotated as phosphatidylcholine transfer protein. The coding region runs from base 95 to 538 and encodes 147 amino acids. The transcript has 5 exons. Gene Ontology annotation, molecular function: phosphatidylcholine intramembrane carrier activity; phosphatidylcholine binding. Lineage: Eukaryota; Metazoa; Chordata; Chondrichthyes; Lamniformes; Lamnidae. The record is from RefSeq and is a predicted model, not a curated record.